AUGUGGUGGAGCAACGGCAGUGCCCUCCCAGGCUUCAUUCUCAUGGGCUUCUCGGACAGGCCCCAGCUGGAGCUGGUUCUCUUCGGGGUGAUUUUGCUCCUUUACCUCCUGACCCUGCUGGGCAAUGCCAGCAUCAUCCUGGUGUCUCUCUCCGAUGCCAAGCUGCACACACCCAUGUACUUCUUCCUCUGCCAUCUCUCCUUCCUGGACCUCGGCUUCACCAGCAGUGUCAUCCCCCAGCUCCUAGUAAACCUGCGGGGUGCAGAUAAGUCCAUCUCCUACGGAGGCUGUGUGGUCCAGCUCUAUGUGUCCCUUGCGCUGGGCUCCACAGAGUGUGUCCUCCUGGCCGUGAUGUCCUACGACCGCUAUGUGGCUGUCUGCCGUCCCCUGCACUAUGCCUCUGUCAUGCACCCUCAGCUCUGUCACGCCCUGGCAUCCCUGGCAUGGCUCAGUGGUGUGGCCACCGCCCUGGUGCAGUGCACGCUCACCCUGCAGCUGCCCCUCUGUGGGCACCGCCUCGUGGACCACUUCGUUUGCGAGGUCCCCGUGCUCAUCGGGCUGGCCUGUGUGGACACCACCUUCAAUGAGGCCGAGCUCUUUGCAGCCAGCGUCCUGUUCCUGCUUGUGCCUGUCUCCUUCAUCCUGGGCUCCUACAGCCUCAUUGCCCGGGCGGUGCUGGGCAUCACAUCGGCUGCAGGCAGGAGGAAAGCUGUUGGCACCUGCUCAUCCCACCUGCUGGUGGUGGUCAUUUUCUACGGCACCAUUGUCUUCAUGUACCUGCAGCCGGCCCGGAGCCGCUCCAAGGACCAGGCCAAGUUCGUUUCCCUCUUCUACACGGCGGUCACGCCCAUGCUCAACCCUCUCAUCUACACCCUGAGGAACAGGGAGGUGAAGGCAGCACUGAGGAAGGCCCUCGAGAGUAUCCUGGGAGUAAAAUUUUCAUGA
This is a messenger RNA of Fukomys damarensis (Damara mole-rat), 945 nucleotides long. Its product is annotated as olfactory receptor 2G2. Gene Ontology annotation, cellular component: membrane. Gene Ontology annotation, molecular function: olfactory receptor activity; G protein-coupled receptor activity. The coding region runs from base 1 to 945 and encodes 314 amino acids. Lineage: Eukaryota; Metazoa; Chordata; Mammalia; Rodentia; Bathyergidae. The record is from RefSeq and is a predicted model, not a curated record. Gene Ontology annotation, biological process: G protein-coupled receptor signaling pathway. The transcript has a single exon.